This is a messenger RNA of Oncorhynchus masou masou (cherry salmon), 1863 nucleotides long. Its product is annotated as heterogeneous nuclear ribonucleoprotein A/B-like. The record is from RefSeq and is a predicted model, not a curated record. The coding region runs from base 122 to 1168 and encodes 348 amino acids. Gene Ontology annotation, cellular component: nucleoplasm; chromatin. Gene Ontology annotation, biological process: regulation of gene expression. The transcript is spliced from 9 exons. Gene Ontology annotation, molecular function: RNA binding. Lineage: Eukaryota; Metazoa; Chordata; Actinopteri; Salmoniformes; Salmonidae.
CGGCUUGGCGUCGUAUGGAAGAAUCCAUCUUGGAGAGCGUUUGCUGGUUGUCUUGUCACUAGGCGAUUUGGAGAGAUUAUUUUCAACUUAUUUUAUUUGUGACAAGGGAUCCUAGUAGAACAUGUCAGACACCGAGCAACAGUUUAUGGAAACAUCCGAGAACGGCCAUGAAGGCGAGGAGGAUUUUAACGGAGCCGAGCCCGCUGAUGAGACCGAAGCCCCGAAUGAAGGCGAGGCAGAGACCGAAGCCUGCGUAGAAGAUAAAACUGCAUUAGAGGGAGAAGGCAAAGGGGAGGGAGAAGAUUCACAAAAUGGUGCCUCGGAGGGGGAAGGCGGACAGAUCAACGCCAGCAAAGGCGAGGAGGAUGCGGGGAAAAUGUUUGUUGGCGGACUUAGCUGGGACACAAGUAAGAAAGAUCUUAAAGAUUAUUUCUCUAAAUUCGGUGAGGUGACAGACUGCACCAUAAAGAUGGACCAGCAGACAGGCAGGUCAAGAGGCUUUGGCUUUAUUCUCUUCAAAGAGGCAGCCGGUGUAGACAAGGUUCUCGAGCAGAAGGAACACAGACUAGAUGGGCGACAGAUUGACCCCAAGAAGGCCAUGGCCAUGAAGAAGGAGCCUGUAAAGAAAAUCUUUGUAGGUGGCCUCAACCCAGAUACAGAAAAGGAAGUUAUCCAGGAGUACUUUGGAACUUUUGGAGAGAUUGAGACGAUUGAGCUUCCACAGGAUCCAAAAACAGAAAAGAGAAGAGGCUUUGUGUUCAUCACGUAUAAAGAUGAAACUCCUGUCAAAAAAGUGCUAGAAAAGAAAUUCCAUAACGUCAGUGGAAGCAAGUGUGAGAUUAAAAUAGCCCAGCCCAAAGAGGUGUACCAGCAGCAGCAGUAUGGUGGCCGUGGUGGUGGGGGACGGGGCAGGGGUCGUGGGGGUCAGGGCCAGAACUGGAACCAAGGUGGUGGUGGUGGAUACAACAACUACUGGAACCAAGGCUACGGUAACCAGGGCUACGGCUACGGUGGACAGCAAGGCUAUGGUGGAUACGGAGGCUAUGGCAACUACGACUACUCCGCUGGAUACGGCUAUGGGGGUGGCUACGACUACAACCAGGGCAAUGCAGGCUAUGGGAAAACUCCAAGACGUGGAGGCCACCAGAGUAGCUACAAGCCAUACUGAUCACAUGUAGUGCAGGUCUAAAGUAAAUAAGAAAAAAGAAACCCAUGGUCCGGCCACAGCGAACAUGGGCUCUGGCUUUUCCUUUGGAGUUGGCAGAAAUUUGGCCUCAUGCCGCAUAUGUACAGAUGAAGUGAGGAACUGGGGAAGCAAAUGCCACUUCCACUUUUUAUUUGAUAUUGUUUUGUGUCCAUUUCCAGAGAUGGAAGUGUUAUUUUUACUGUACUUUUUGGUACCUUUUUGAAUAAUGUAUUGUAUGGUCGUAUUUUACAUGUCUGCUGGACUUACCAACAAACAGGAGCAGAGCUUUCGUAAGCUUUUCAAAUAAACUUUUGUUGGUGUUUCUAGAUUUGUAGUUUUUUUUUUUUCUCAUGCUGAGUGUUUGAUGCGAGUUGCAUGGCUUCAGAUGUGGGGUGAGGCGACUGGAUUAAACUAAUCAAAGGUUUCAUUGUAAGCUUGUCUAGUGAAUGUUUGCAGUUGGCUAGUAGACGAUGACAACCAGCAUUUGUUUUUUGGCUUUUAAGGAGUCUUUCCCCCCCCUCCCAUAUUGUCUGCAUUUUUAAAGUGGCUACUAGUGUUACAAACAAUCCAACCGAGCGCAAGUCUGUUAAUGUAAGAGGGCCUUCCCUCUCUCACUGGAAACUCAUUCCUCUAGUGUCUUGGGCAAAUUGGUAGAAAUAAACUUUUGGUUUAUAUUA